Branchiostoma floridae (Florida lancelet) is the source of this 2826-nucleotide messenger RNA. RefSeq names its product ATP-dependent RNA helicase DDX1-like. Gene Ontology annotation, molecular function: ATP binding; protein binding; nucleic acid binding. NCBI's taxonomy places the organism in Eukaryota, Metazoa, Chordata, Leptocardii, Amphioxiformes, Branchiostomatidae. The record is from RefSeq and is a predicted model, not a curated record. The transcript has 29 exons. The coding region runs from base 47 to 2284 and encodes 745 amino acids.
CUUCUAAAGGUCAUGACGUCACUCAAAUCGAGGCUCCCCUGUCAAGAUGGCGGCGUUUGAGGAAAUGGGCGUUAUGCCGGAGAUCUCAAAGGCCGUGGAGGAGAUGGAUUGGUUGCUCCCGACAGAUAUCCAGGCUGAGUCCAUUCCUCUGAUCUUAGGAGGGGGUGACGUCCUGAUGGCAGCAGAGACUGGCAGUGGUAAAACUGGAGCCUUCUCCAUACCAGUGAUCCAGAUUGUACAGGAGACUUUGAAGGACGAACAAAAUCCAAAGAUCAGGAAAGCUGGAGUUUCAGCGACUAUCAAUAAAUGGCAGAUCAACCCAUACGACCGGGGUCUCUCCCUGGCGGUCAGCCCAGAUGGACUGUUGGUCCAGUGUCGGGAACAGAAGGAGUGGCAUGGUGGGCGGUCAACCAAGGGUGUAGUCAACAAAGGAAAGUAUUACUAUGAAGCUACAGUAACUGAUGAAGGCUUGUGCAGAGUGGGGUUUUCUACUUCCAAGGCAAACCUGGACCUCGGCACAUGCAAAAGCGGUUUUGGGUUUGGUGGAACUGGGAAGAAGUCGUUUGGUCGUCAGUUUGACACCUAUGGAGAGCCUUUCGGUAAAAAUGACACCAUUGGAUGUUACUUGGACCUAGACAAUGGAACUAUCAGCUACUCCAAGAAUGGAAGUGAUCUUGGUAUUGCGUUUGAGAUCCCUCCCCAUCUGAGGAAACAGCCCAUAUUCGCAGCUGUGGUGCUCAAGAAUGGAGAAAUGCAGUUCAACUUUGGAGACACUGCCUUCAACCAUCCUCCCCAAGGCAACUACGUAGCCCUGACCAGAGCACCUCCAGACUGUGUGGUCAAGUCAGUCAACACAGUUGGUGGUGAAGCCAAGGGUGGUGUAGCAUCGUCCCACAGUAAGCCACAGCCAAAUGCUCCAAAGGCCCUCAUCAUUGAGCCCUCCAGAGAAUUAGCUGAACAGACACUGAACAAUGUCAAGAUGUUUAAAAAACACAUCAAUGACCCUCCAAUAAGAGAACUGCUUAUCAUUGGUGGUGUACCUGUAAGAGACCAACUACAAAUCUUGGACAAUGGGGUGGAUAUUGUAGUGGGAACACCUGGUCGGCUGGAAGAACUAAUCUCAACCGGCAAGCUGCUCCUCUCACAAGUGCGAUUCUUUGUACUGGAUGAAUGUGAUGGGCUCCUAUCUGCAGGCUAUGGCCAGUUUAUCCAGCGCUUACACGACUCCAUGACUAAGGUGUUUGCAGAUGGUAAAAGGCUCCAGAUGAUUGUGUGCUCUGCAACCCUGCAUUCCUUUGAUGUGAAAAAGAUGGCUGAAAAGCUGAUGUAUUUCCCAGUGUGGGUUGAUCUGAAGGGGGAGGACAGUGUGCCAGAAACUGUUCAUGCUGUGGUGACCAAGGUAGACCCAGUGAGGGACACCUACUGGCAGCACUGUGGGAGGAACCAUGUGGAGACGGAUGGCAUUCACAAUAAGGACAACGUACAUCCCGGCAACAACACUCCGGAAACCCUAUCUGAGGCAGUGAAGAUCCUGAAGGGAGAGUACACUGUCAGGGUCAUCAAGGAACACAAGAUGGACAUGGGCAUCAUCUUCUGUCGCACCAAGCUGGACUGUGAUAACAUGGAGAGAUACUUCAUCAGGAUGGGCGGAGGACCCAAUAGCUCAGGCCACCAGUUCUCAUGUGUUUGUCUUCAUGGAGACAGAAAACCACCAGAAAGGAAGAAAAAUCUACAGUUGUUUAAGGACCGUAGAGUCCGUUUCCUGAUCUGUACUGAUGUUGCAGCUCGAGGUCUGGAUGUUAAAGGGAUUCCAUAUGUUAUCAAUGUUACUCUGCCCCCUUCUGAUGAGAAGCAGAACUACGUGCACAGAAUUGGUCGUGUUGGCAGAGCCGAUAGAAUGGGUCUUGCCAUCAGUUUUGUGUCCACUGUUAAGGAAAAGGUCUGGUACCACGGCUGUCCCAGCAGAGGGAGGGGCUGUUACAACACCAGGCUAACCUCCCAGGGCGGCUGUGCCAUCUGGUUUGACGAGCCCCAGUACCUGGCAGACAUCGAAGAACACCUGGGGGUGAUUAUCCAGCAGGUGGAGGCAGACAUGAAGGUCCCCGUGGAUGAGUUUGAUGGAAAGGUGGUGUACGGGCAGAAGAGGAAGGCUGGGGGUGGGUCGUACAAGGGCCAUGCAGCCCAGCUGGCCCCCACUGUGAGCGAGCUGGCAGAGUUGGAGAGAAUGGCACAGACAUCCUACCUGAGCCUCAAAGAAAACCAACAGACCUUGUUUAAACUGUAAAACAAGAGAUUCUACAGGCAGAAUCUCACAAUGUCUUCCUUCUCUGGCAUGUGCAUUUUUAUUUGAGCCAAAACAGCAAGCUACAGCAGAAGUUCUGAUGUAACGUUUAAGGAAUGAGCAGCAAAAUUUGAUUUCUGAAUCCCAAAACUGCAAAAUGAUGUUUUUUGUUUGUUUGUUUUCGGUACGUACCAAUACUGUUUCUGGCAGGGCUUGGGAAGAUGGACAUAUUGGGAAGAAAAGUGCCAACUGAUCUCAGAGGACUGAAGAAAAAAGGAAGAUCUAGAGACCUCCUUCCCUCAACUGCUGUGUUACUAAGUGUUUAGUAUUGAAAGAACAUACCAGGGAAGCUGAAACUGGAAGAGGAAAUAUGCUUUUCCCAGUGUCCUUUUAUUGUAGCUCUGCUAUAAUAAUACAUAUUGCUGUUACCAAGUAACCAGUUGUAAAACUGAAGACAUUGUUCAAAGAAAAAUGCAACAAACUAAGCAUGGUCAGGUGACUAACCAGACCAUGAAAAUAGUAAAUAAAUGCUGCUCUGCAAACAA